GACUUUGACAAUUGACAUGGACUGAUAAGCCAGCACAUACCUCAUUCACGGGCUCACUUCAACAAAACCUACUCACUCUGUACACACGUUACUAUUUCUACAUAUAAACUCACAGUUUUGUUCAAGACACUAUCAUUUCUUGUCUCUCUACUUGUACAAAUCUAGAAUGGGUUGUUCUGGUAAUAAAAACAUGGUGGGUGUGGCGGUGGCGUUGUUGGUGGUUAUGGCAGUGAUGACGGCGGAAGGACAGGAUAUUCCGUCGUGUGCAUCGGGACUGGUGCCAUGCGCGGAUUAUUUGAAUGCAACCAGUAAGCCGCCGGCUUCGUGUUGUGAUCCGAUCAAGGAAGCUGUUACGAAACAGCUUCCGUGUUUGUGUAAUCUUUAUAAUACUCCUGGCUUGUUGAAGUCUUUUGGGAUUAAUGUUACUCAAGCUGUGAGGCUUCCUACUUUGUGUGGUGUUCCUGGUGAUCUCUGUCAGGGUGGGAAAAACACCUCUUCUGCUGCUGUGCCAGCAUCUGGAACGCCCAAGGCCAGUGAUAGCACACCUAAGAGCAGUACAUCCACACCAAGUGAUGCAGGAAGAUUAGCGUCUAUUGGUAUAUUCAGCUGCAUAUUGAUUUGGGCUUCAUUGAUCCUUCACUAGAGACAUCAUCCCUUGUCAUCUCUGUAACUAGUCCGGCAUAGUUGAUUAAAGCAUUUCAGUAUUCAAAUCGGAGCUAGCUUGCAUAUCUGGAGUCUUAAGCUUUUCAUGUUGCCAAGUCUUUUCAUUACAGAGUAUUAGAUUCAAUUUAGUCGUCCUGUCAGUCGAAAACUCACCACCUCCUUAUCCUACUAAACAUCGCAAUGUAAUGUUCAAGUAUAAAUCUGUACUUUGUCGUAAUUCUGUAUGUUGUGUUGGAAUAGACCUUUGGCAAUUUCAACUAUUAAUAACAACCUUAUCCCCUGUGUGUUCGAAUUCGGUUAAAGAGUUGAUAAAAUUCAUUUUUUUCGAA
Daucus carota subsp. sativus is the source of this 992-nucleotide messenger RNA. Its product is annotated as non-specific lipid transfer protein GPI-anchored 7. Gene Ontology annotation, biological process: lipid transport. Lineage: Eukaryota; Viridiplantae; Streptophyta; Magnoliopsida; Apiales; Apiaceae. Gene Ontology annotation, molecular function: lipid binding. The coding region runs from base 167 to 643 and encodes 158 amino acids. The transcript has 3 exons. The record is from RefSeq and is a predicted model, not a curated record.